UUCCAUUAGUAAGUUGCUGGUUGGCCAGUUUAAAAUGACGACACACGUGUGCGGAAACAGUGUUCAGUGAUCUCUACUGGCGUGUGUGCGUUUGGUUGGGUUUCGAGUUUCACAUAUAUCUGAUAUUUGACAAAAUUAUUAGGAUUCGAUUUUUUUUCACAACUAAUCAGCUUACGAUGUCUGCUACUUGCAACAGUGCUGAUCAUUUCAACAAACUCCAACAACAGAUAUCUGUCAUGCGAAAAGAAAUCAAAAACCUCAGGCAGUUAUUGGACAGUGCUGUUCGUUCACAUCGAAAACACAUGACAUCACUACAGUCUGCUUUGACACACACUGGCCAGGAUGCAGCCCCCAAAAGGCAGCCAAUACCACAGACAGAAAGAAUGACACAGAAUUCACUUGAGAAAGGGACCAUACAGACUGUCCCCAUAGGUUACAUCAGCUCCUGCUUCUCGGCGAAGAAUGGCACCCCCAGACAGCCCACCAUCUGUGGGCCAUCCAGGGCCACUCUCCAGAUCCGGCGGAGUGUCUUCAACAACCCCGAACACUCGCUAAUCGGCCUGGAGAACUACUCCCAUGUCUGGGUCGUCUUCCUCUUUCAUGAGAACGGCCACCUGAGUUAUAAGGCCAAGGUGACGCCUCCCAGACUGAACGGCCAGAAGGUUGGCGUGUACUCCACACGUAGCCCCCACCGGCCCAACGCACUGGGCUUGACGCUGGCCAAGUUGGACAAGGUCGCAGGUGACACACUCCACCUGUCUGAGGUAGACAUGAUUGCCGGCACCCCUGUCCUGGACAUCAAGCCCUUCAUCCCUGACUAUGACUCACCACUACACAGGCCGAAUGUGGACUCCGAUAAGAGUGGGCUCCAACCUGAGGGAACUACAUGUGCUGAGUGUGUGGGUUCAGACUUUGUAGCCCCUUCUCCGUGUACUGACAACGCCCAGCUGGCCUUGGAGGUUGAGGGAAAGGAUGGAGGGCAUGGUCAAAGUGCGGACCCCAGGCUAUUAAACAGGAAGGAGAAAUCCAACGUUCUAAGUCCAGGCGACGCCUCCAGCACUUCUGUGCCUGAAGCCCUGGGCAAAGACUUAAGCACCGUCCUGGAGGAGCUCAGUGCCUUUAUCAGCCAGGGAAAUGACCACCUCAAUCUGGGGAGCUCCUCAAGAGAGUCCCAGGCCUCUGAUGGGCGUAAAGCCAAGCCUUUAAAGCAAGAGGAGGAUGGUGCGAAGCCUUGCUAUGGAGAAGAGGCCUAUAGCACCAUCGCUGGCUGGAUCAGGGAGCCUCCUGUAACCAGUCUAGAGGUGCGUUUCACCCCCCAGGCCGAGAGAGAUUUGGGAGUAUUCCUUGGUCCAGACAGUGCAGAACCUCCAGGAUGUAAUCAGCCCCGGUUUAAGUUCCUGCGCGGUCCAAAAGAGGCUGCGUCUGCCAUUCAGGGGAUCCUGGCCGCUGACCCCAGGUCAGUGUAUCGGAGGAGCCGCUGUGUGGACAGGCUGUUCUUCUUCACCUUGGACACGGCGGACAUCACCUGCUGGUUCGGACCGGGCUUUGCUGAGGUCCUGCAAGUCAAACCGCUGGCUGUUUGAACUAACCUGGACAGCUGAAUGGUUCUGGCUCUAUUUUCUUUUUUGAAGAUUAUUAUUUUUAAUAAUUUUUAAUUUUAAGGAAGUUGAAUAACUGUAUACUCACAUGCAAUGUUGUAAGCUGUGUUAAGGCCCAAAUUCAACUGGAUUGAUUUUGGAUUUCAUCCCUCUAAAAAUAGAUUUGCAAAUUAAAAUUAUUGAACUAAAGAAAUGCUGUGUUAAAAACAAACAUUUGAUGGAUUGUUUUUCUUGUGUAAAGAUAUUGUUGAAAUAGUUUGAUGUAUAGUAUGAUUGAAUCCCUUUCUCUUAAUAGUACAUUCUUAAAGCAUUUAUCUCAAGCACUUCUUUCCUGGGAGGAAGACUGUCAGUAGACUGUAUUACAGUGUCAGAAUGGUAACGGUUAGUCGAGGUGUGUUCACUGCCGUCACUAUGGGAGUUAGACUGUUUCACUUGGCUAUAAUAGAUUCCAAAACUAUUUCUCAACCUCUAAAGUCUGAGUCAUCCAAUGUCCAGCACAAAGUAUUUUAAAAGCAAUGAUUUAUUUUGCGGCUGGGAUCUUAAUUGCCUUCUGUGCAUUUCCAGGGACACAACAGGCUGAGGGAUCUGGCAAAGUCUCAUUGUUGGAUGUAGUGGAAUGUUUCAUUGCCUGGCGCAGAUUUAUUACUAGAACAACUCCCCUUUCCAAUAGCAACAGCAAGUCGCUCAUUUGAACCACUGAGGUGUGUGUGUGUGUGUGUGUGUGUGUGUGUGUGU
Molecule: messenger RNA, 2333 nt
Organism: Esox lucius (northern pike)
Lineage: Eukaryota; Metazoa; Chordata; Actinopteri; Esociformes; Esocidae
Gene: trmo
Product: tRNA methyltransferase O
Exons: 6
Coding region: 177-1583 (468 amino acids)
Source: RefSeq, a predicted model, not a curated record